Messenger RNA from Lucilia sericata (common green bottle fly), 3199 nucleotides. RefSeq lists its product as uncharacterized. The record is from RefSeq and is a predicted model, not a curated record. Bases 1 to 1842 code for a protein of 613 amino acids. Gene Ontology annotation, cellular component: sarcoglycan complex; sarcolemma. The transcript is spliced from 6 exons. Gene Ontology annotation, biological process: heart contraction; cardiac muscle tissue development. NCBI's taxonomy places the organism in Eukaryota, Metazoa, Arthropoda, Insecta, Diptera, Calliphoridae.
AUGCAUUCGAAUCAUCAUCAACAGCAACAACAACACACCACCCAGACAUUGCCUCAAGGCUGUAAUCGUAAAAGUAAUGGUUAUGCGAUCAAUGGCACUAUACAAACUACCGAAAUUCUUUCACAGACUAAUGCAACAACAAAUGCUAACACAACCUCGGCAACAACUGCAGCAACAGCAAAUGAUUUGAAUUUCUUGCCACAACUAAGGCUGACACCACAAACUCAAGGAACAGAACAGCCUGCAACAACAUUUGUAUUUACAUCGCCGACUUCCACAUUCAAACGUAAGAAGCAACAGCAAUUGUUAAAAGAAGAACAGGAAGUUGAACAACAAAGGCAAAAACAGCAACAACAACAACUGCAACAGGAGCAUUAUAACAAUAACUUGUAUAAAAUUGGCAAUAGCCACCAAGAAAGGCCAAUAGGCACCACUGAAAGUGCAACAACCUUAAGCGAAGAUUAUCACAGCAGGACUACAAUAGUAAAUACAAAUAAUAGAGGAAGUAAUUUAACUCCCAAACGGCAGUCUCUACUAUUACAACAACAACAACAACAACAACAACCACGAACCAACAGCAGCAGCAACACUAACCCUAUAACAAAUGAUACAAAGACGGUGAUAAACAAUAGUUUAGGUGUUUUACUAACAGACACCGUUACAUAUGCACCCUCAUCAUCGUCUGCAACAACAUUCUCUUAUAUCAACGGAAACGGAACUCUAAACAGAAACUCGAACGGUAACGGAUCUACACGUUUAACAUUUAAAACGCACACACUACCAGCCAUAACAAAAACAACAACCCCUUCUACCUUUAUUACGGAUGGUGUGGUGGAUUUGGUGGCAACAACCAACGUAACAAAAUCAAAAGGUCUUACCGGGCGGGAGAAUAAACACAACAAACUGUCCGCAUCGUUUAAACGUCGUCAGAAAAUGCAAGCCAGCAGUAGUGGUGGCAGUGGUACCACAACAGCAACGGCAAAAGGCAACAGUACUUCGAGUCUAAUGGAUGACAUUGAAAUGCAUUUGGGUUUAAUUGGAUGGCGCAAAAAGUGUCUUUACACUUUACUGGUGCUCUUAAUGCUAUUGAUAAUCAUAAACUUAGGACUAACACUAUGGAUAUUGAAGGUCAUGGAAUUCUCAACGGAAGGUAUGGGUCAACUGAAAAUUGUUCCUGGUGGUAUACAACUAACUGGACAAGCUUUAAUUAUGGACAUGUUAAGAGCAUCCACAAUACGCUCAAGGCAUGGGCAACCUAUAGCAAUAGAAUCAUCACGUAAUUUUUCAAUCAAUACACGUGACACGAAUGGUAUGCUCGAAAAUCAUUUAUUCCUGGGACACGAUAAGCUUGAGUGCAUGGCGACAGGUUUUCGUAUCAAUGAUACAAACGGAAGAAAUUUAUUUUCUGUAAAUCGUAAUGAAGUUACAAUCGGUGCACACGCUCUACGGAUUGAUGGUGAAGGUGGUGCCAUAUUUCGAGAGUCAAUACAGACACCACAUGUACGUGCCGAACCGGGACGUGAAUUAAGAUUGGAAUCACCCACACGUCAAUUGGAAAUGACAGCUGCAAAGGAUAUAAAUUUUCAAUCACGUGCAGGAGGCAUUGAAAUCUCCGCACUGGAGGAUGUUAAAUUGACAGCACUGGAUGGAAGUCUACGCUUUGAAUCCUCCAAGAUCUUCAUGCCCAACCUACGAACUGUGCAAUUACCCUUGCCAGGGACACCACAAAGUCGUGAACAUCUGCAUCGUGUUUUUCAAUUAUGUGCCUGUGCGAAUGGUAAAUUAUUUUUGGCGGCGCCACACUCAAUAUGCGCCGGGGAUGAUACAACCGUUUGUAGAUGAUCAACAGAAGAAAAUCAACAGGACAAUAAUAGAAAAGCAAAAAAGGAAACAAAAACACACAAGAUUAUAAGAAAUACAUAAGAACUGACAAUGCGCCUGAUGCAGGGGUUUAGAUAAAUACACUUAGAGAAAACAAAUUAACUAAAAACAAAGGUAGUUUUUAAAAUAUAUAAUAACAAGUAUAAAAAUAAAAUAAAAGCCGCCGAAAGUUAUUUGUGUUAAAAAGUUUUGUAUGUUGAAUAUAAAAUAAAAAUAUUUUAAUUUAUUUUUAGUAUUUAGUAGAGAGUAUAUUAUAAAUAUUGUUUGUUAUUAACUAAAAAUAAAUAUAAAAUAUAAAAUACAUAAAAUGUAUGUAAAUAUUAUUGAAAAUAUAAACUAGUUGUUGAUUUAGUCCAAAAAUGAGAAGAAUAUUACUAUAACUAGUAAUUAAUAUUAAUAAAUAGGGCAAUUAUUAUGCAAAAAAAAAGUUAAUGAUUAAACCCAAAAAUUCGCAAUAAAAUUGAAAAAAAAAUAUUUAUAUGAAAGAGUAUGUGUCUAUUAAAAUUUAUACCAUGAAUGAAAGAAUACAUGUAUACUUAUGUAAAUUUAUAUAUAGAGUAUAAAACAAAUACAAAACCUAUUUAUAUAAAAAUAGACAUACCAACAUACAUAUGUAGAAAUAUUCAAACACAUAUAAUCAAAUUGAAAAGUAAAAUACGAGGAUGUUUCAAAAAUAAGAUACAGGUAAGCGAAAAGACAACUUUAUCCUGCAUACAAAAUUUAUCGGUAAAUCUACACCUCGUAUUUUCAUAUCAUUAUUAAAUAGUUCAUAUGUAUAAAACAGAGGCCUAUUAGUCGUAAGCUUUAAGAAAGUAGUUAUAAAAUCCCACAAUUUCUUAAAAAAAAUAAUAAUUUAAGUAAAAACAUUAUAUCAAAAAUAUUUUAUAUAGAUUAUUAACUCAAACCAUUUAAGCAACAUAGUAUAAUUUAUUUUAUAUAUAAAUUCCUGUUUUAUAUUUAAAUUUAUUUAGUUUUAAACCAAUAGUGUUCUUUACUUUUUGUUUAAAAUUGUAUAAAAAUUUGUUUGUCAUAUACUUUUGCCUCCCAAUACCCACACAAAUACAUAAAUAUAUUUAACAAAAAUAGUUAUACACCAAAAUCAAAGAGCUUCUUUUAAUUAAUAACUAAAAAAUAUACUAAACUAUAAUGGUUAUAACCUAGUUUAUAAUGAAAUAUAUAUGAAGAUAAACAAAUGUAAGCAAGAAAAUAUACGAAAGUUAUGCGUAAUCAACUUAUAUCAAAACAAACGGUAAAACAUUCUUCAAUUUUAUUAGAUUCAGCCAAUUUUAUUUUCAUUAGCAAAAACCAGUUGUAAUAC